AUGUGGUUCGCGACUGGCGCUCUCUUGCUUUGGGCCGCCCAGGAUGUGCUCUCUGCCCCUUCCGCCUCCCACGUGAAGAAGGCCGCUCCCUCGGCCACGGUUAAGAAUGGCACCUAUACCGGCGUCCAUUCCACCAGUUACAAACAGGACUUCUUCCUGGGCAUGCCCUUUGCUCAGCCUCCCGUCGGCGACCUUCGUUUCCGUAACCCUCAAUCUCUUAACACCACCUGGGAUGGUGCCAAGUCUGCCACUGCGUACAGUGAUACUUGCGUUGGCUAUGGCUCUGACCAAUUCGGCUACGAAGUCACCGAGGAUUGUCUGUACCUCAACGUGGUGAGGCCAUCUGGGUAUGACAACCAGAAGUUGCCUGUAGCUUUCUGGAUCCACGGUGGUGGCUUCUUCGAGGGCAGUGCGGGUGAUAAGCGCUACAAUCUUUCCUUCAUCGUCCAGAAUGGCGUCGAUCUAGGCAAGCCUUUCAUCGCCGUUUCGACCAACUACCGCCUGAGUGCCUGGGGCUUCCUCCAGGGAGAAGACGUCCAGAAGAGCGGUCAGACUAACGUUGGUAUUCGCGACCAGCGUUUGGCUCUGCACUGGGUGCAAGAGAACAUUGGCGCAUUCGGAGGUGAUCCCUCUAAGGUCACCAUCUGGGGUGAAUCUGCCGGUGCUGCCUCUGUUGGCGCGCACUUGGUGGCGUACAAUGGCCGGGAUGACAAACUGUUCAGGGGUGCCGUGAUGCAGAGUGGCGCGCCCAUCUACUUCGCUGCCCUCAACAGCAGCACCGACCAGCAGCCCAAGUACGAGCAACUUUUGACGGCCGUUGGCUGCAGCAAUGCAACCGACAGCCUUGACUGCCUGCGUGCCGUGCCCUAUGAGGACCUGAACAAGGCAAUCAACACCACCGCACUCACGCAAUGGGGUCUCUCGUUCGACCACGACCUUUUCCAAGAACUGGGCUCCGUCCAGGUCGCAAAGGGCGAUGUCGUCCGUGUCCCCAUCAUCAUGGGCGCAAACUCCGAUGAGGGCACCGCCUUCGGUACCUACGGAAUAGACAACACGACGCAGUUCGAGAACUCUUUGCUGGCAUCCGGUGUCCCCGCCAACUUCACCCCCUCGAUCCUGGAAGCGUACCCCGACAUCCCGGCGCUAGGCAUUCCAGGCUCGGGAGCAUUGGGGCCCUUGCCGGCAGACUUCCGCCCAUCCCUGCCCUACGGUGCCCAGUUCCGGCGCUCAGCUGCCUACGGCGGUGACUACACGUUCAUCGCGAGCAGGCGCCGGACAUGUGAGCUCUGGGCCACGCAUGGCUUGGCGGCGUACUGCUACCGGUUCAACGCGAUCCCGGCGGGGCUUGCCCAGAUUCCGGGUGUGACGCACUUCCAAGAGGUGGCUUUUGUGUUCGACAACGUGGAUGGUUUGGGCUACGCGCCGGUAGCGACGCCGCCAUUCCAGGGCAAGGGCAAGGGCUACACGGACCUUGCUAAGCUGAUGUCGAACAGCUGGGUCAGCUUUAUUGUCGAUGGCGACCCGAACGGGUACAACCGCCAGGGCAGACAGAACACCGGCAAAUGGCCCAAGUACGAUAACAGCAACCCGCUGGACUUUGUGUUUGAUGCCAAUGUUACGAGCCAUACGGAGCCGGAUACGUACCGCAAGGAGGGUAUGAAGCUGAUUGCGGAUCAUGCGGCGGAUGUGUACGGUCGCUAA
Molecule: messenger RNA, 1701 nt
Organism: Aplosporella prunicola CBS 121167
Lineage: Eukaryota; Fungi; Ascomycota; Dothideomycetes; Botryosphaeriales; Aplosporellaceae
Exons: 3
Coding region: 1-1701 (566 amino acids)
Molecular function (GO): carboxylic ester hydrolase activity
Source: RefSeq, a predicted model, not a curated record